Molecule: messenger RNA, 1448 nt
Organism: Neohortaea acidophila
Lineage: Eukaryota; Fungi; Ascomycota; Dothideomycetes; Mycosphaerellales; Teratosphaeriaceae
Exons: 2
Biological process (GO): positive regulation of transcription by RNA polymerase II
Molecular function (GO): DNA-binding transcription factor activity, RNA polymerase II-specific
Source: RefSeq, a predicted model, not a curated record
GCCCCUGUCGCAACGUGUCCUCUAUAAACUCGCUGCCUGCCCGCCCGUUGCCCGAUCGUCUACCUGUCCUCAUCGUCCCCUCCAGCCAAAUGCAGGCCUCUUCCUGCAGACAAGCCCAGCAUGGAGACCAUCUCUUCUCACCAUUCUCAUUCCGCUCUGCUCUCGCCACAUAGCCCCCUCGACACCAUGGCCUCCUCCCCCAGCCAGCCCACCUUCCUCAAACUCGAAGAUCUCGACAACUCGCCGCCUCUCCUGACCUCCUCCACCUACGAGGAUGCGUCUCUGACGUCGACCGCCCCGCAAAGGGUCGUCGUCCACUCCAAACCGGCCAAGAAGCGAAAGUCAUGGGGCCAGGAACUGCCUGAGCCCAAGACGACGCUGCCGCCGCGGAAGCGCGCGAAGACGGACGAUGAGAAGGAGCAACGCCGCAUCGAACGCAUUAAGCGCAACCGCGCGGCCGCACACAACAGCCGCGAGCGCAAGCGACAAGAGACCGACCACCUGGCCGUGGCCCUCGCCCGCGCCAACGCCGAGUUGCAGGCCUAUCGCACGCACUUUGGCGCCCUGCCUUCUUCCGUCGUCCUUCCGGAAGUGACACUCAGCACUGAUGGCGCCGAUACCCCAGCUCCGUCACUCUCUGAUGCCAUGUCAUCAAGACUGUCUGUCGACAGCGGCACAACCCCGCCCACCCCCGCCGACAGUCCUCUCGACCAGCUCAUCAAAGAGGAACCCCUCGACGCCAGCUUCCCACUCUUCCCCAUCACCGAGGAGGAGGAACCCAAGUCCACGCUCCCGCUCUCUCUCCCGCUCCCGCAACUCGACCCGACACAACAUUCUGCAGCAAUGUUGUGCGACCUGCAGUGUCGGUCGACCUGCCCACAGAGCACGAGCAGCAGCAGCAGCAACAAGAGCAGCACGACCUCCUCCUCCUCCAACAAUUUGGCAAUUCUCUUCCUCAACCUCCUCACCCUCAACCUCACCACCACCUACCGCACCCUCCUCCUAGCUCUCUGGAGCACUUCGCCUUCGCGGAUCACGCGUAUGAUGCAAGCUUCAACUCCCCCCUCGACUUCUCCUUCGACGACUUCCUCCACGACGACCCCCACGCCGCUAGCGGUGGUGUUGUCAGCCUCGACCUCGGCUUUGGCGCAGCGUAAUGCAGCGACGGGCCGCAGCUUCGGAGGGCGGCAACAGCACGGCGCUCGACUUGUAGCGCUUCUGCAGCGGCGGGUUCUUCGGGAGGGCGGUCCGAGAGCGACGAGUGUCGAGCCGGGGCAGUCGCGGCAUUGUACUACUACUGCGGAUUCGGUGGCGUUACGGGAGCGUGAUGGGAAAAGUGCUUUGGAGGACAGAGAUCGGGAUGGAAGCUCGAUGGUAGAGUAGCACAUUGGAAACCUAUUACCGUCGUUGGUACCUCAUAGGAAAUCAAAAUGGCAAUGGUCCUCACU